Molecule: messenger RNA, 5049 nt
Organism: Hemiscyllium ocellatum (epaulette shark)
Lineage: Eukaryota; Metazoa; Chordata; Chondrichthyes; Orectolobiformes; Hemiscylliidae
Gene: cyb561d1
Product: probable transmembrane reductase CYB561D1
Exons: 3
Coding region: 114-824 (236 amino acids)
Molecular function (GO): transmembrane monodehydroascorbate reductase activity
Source: RefSeq, a predicted model, not a curated record
CCGCCCCAGACACCGCUUCCGGUCCCGCCCCGGAUGUGGGGCCUGUUAGGCCAAGCUUGGGGCGGGCGGGAGCUGUGAGACUCGGGCGGUGGCAGACCGGGACAGGCCCAUCGAUGCGGAGUCCGCAGCGACUCCCUGAGCCCCUGAACGGUUGGGCCGAGCCGGGAAGCUCACGGGCAUGGGGCCUGCUGCCCUGCCUCAGGAAGGCGGCUGUGGCGGCGGCGCAUAUCAGCGCGAUCGGACUGAGCGUGUACCUGGGGCUGCUGAGCCGGCUCGGGACCAGUCGUUUCUCUUGGCACCCAGCUUGCAUGACUACAGCUGUUUGUUUUUGUAUGACUGAGGCCAUUCUGACCUUUUCACUGGACAGUUCACCCUUCUUCUUUUGUUCGAUUAAAGCCAAGGUACGAAUUCACUGGAUGAUGCAAGUCUUUGCCGCCAUUUUUGGCUCAGUCGGUCUUAUCUUCAUUGUCUCCAGCAAGAACAUCUCCGAGUCCCUGCACCUGACCUCGUGGCACAGCUUCCUUGGCCUAGGGACUGUGAUCGCGGUCUGUGGCCAGCUACUGUGCGGACUCUUCCUUUUGUUUCCACAAUUAAUUAACACUUACUCUGUGGCCCGGCUGCGGCUUUAUCAUGCUACAUGUGGUUUGGUGACUUAUCUGAUGGCCACAGCUACAGUGGUACUGGGUCUGUGCUCAGAUUGGUUCAAAUCCCAGGUUAACGGGGUUUUGUGGUACAUUUGUUUGAUUGUACCAGUAAUUCCAGCUCUCGUCAUCAUGAACCAAAUCAACAAUGGCUACCUCUCCAAGAAGAAAAUAGAGAUUUAAUGUGUCACUGUUAACAGUUAUUGCCGCAGGCAGUGUGAACACCACCUCUGUUAGACCAAAUAAGAAUGAACUUGAAACCUUAUGUGAAGCUGGCAAAGUAAUUCAGCAAUUGAUUGGCCUGAGCAAAUCACUUUCUCACUUGAACAAGCUUUUAAAAAUCUUUAGUACUGUAUUUUCACCAUUGAUUCCACAUUUGGCUGGGUGGCAACUGGGAAUCACUGCUGGUUUUGGCAAAUUGCUGCCUUUCUGCUCACUGUAGGCUCUGAUAAUUGCAAUUUUAAUUGCUAAUGGGGGCAAUUGAUUUUUAAGUUAAGGAUCAGAUGGAUAUAAACAAGCAUCUUUGUGAAUUGCUGUUUGGGCAUUGCUGCUGUGCAUUGGGAGGGUGACUAUAUGCUUGAUGUUUCUAAGCACCUUGAACACACUAUAUUACAUGAGAGUUGCAAAACCUUUGCGGCAGAGGGAGAAGGAAUCUAGUCAACUGGAUCGCUCGGUUUGCUACACUGUACUGCCUGUCAAAAUAUAGCAAAUAUUUAAAAUCACAAAGUGCAGCAACAUAUGCCGAUUUAUUUUUAUAUAUUUGUAUAACUGUUAACAGUGAAAAUGGAAAUGCUCUAAUGAUUAUAUUGCUCUUAGGAUAAAUAUGCAGUGCUGCAUCUCAAAUAAUUCUUUAAGUUGUUGCAAUCUGAGGUUUCUGAUUCUUUGCACCAUCUCUAGAGCUUCGUUACAGAUAUAAUCAAUCCUGUGAAUAAUCAAGUUGUAAAAUUACAUUCGUGAACUUUGUUCAGGCCUCUCUGCUCCUUUUAGGGAAUGAAUAAGGUUUGUGAUUAGCUCAUGUGUGAGUGUGUCCAAUAAUGUUAUACUCAUUUGUUGUGCUGCAUGUGAUUUUAUUCUCCAGUAGCUUGGUUUUGUUACAAAUUUCAGGAUCUAAAAAAAAUCUAUUUCUUCAAGCAGCCUAAUAGAACUUAAACUUAGGCACUGGAAUUAAUUGGAUUGUCAGAAGGAGUCAUCCACCAUGAUCUAAAGUAUGUUCCAGCUACAGUCAAGGCAGGGAGAGAGUGGGAGUUAUCAAUUAGAUCUAAUUAAGGAGUUCAGAGGGUUUAUAUGUAGAAUAAUGGAUAUCUAGAAACAAGUUACAGAUUGUAAUAUAUCAGUAAUUGGAAUUAUAUGUAGAGCAACAAAAAUCUGGAAAUGAGUUACAGCUUGGAUUGUUGAAGUUGAAUGUGCAGUUCAUGCCACAUUUGAUUAAGUAAAUCAAUAGCUGGGCAAUAAUGUUUGUUGGAACUUAUCAAGUCUUUAAUUAUAGAGCUUAACUCAAUGUAUUGCUGAAAUUGCACAGACUGGUUUAGAGAGCGAGUGCAUCACUGCUGGAAUUGAGAUCCUAGUACCUGGAAUUCCAGGUCUAGGCAGUGAAAAGGAUGACCAUCUCAAUUCAGUUUCUGAUGUGCCACAACUCAGGCUUGAUUCUACUUUCAUCCCUGUGUGCUUAGCUGAUCUAGAAAAUGGGAAUGGUGCAAUUGUAUGCGAAGGUAUACUUUUUUGUUUGGAGCUUUAUUGAAAAAUGAAAGACCUCAGUUGUACUGAGUUUAUUUGUCCAUGAAUUGGGCAGUGAGUAUGCUUGCCAUUGCCUUGUUUUCAGCAAUAACUCCUGUACUAUAUUAAUGACCAAACUUUUCCAGAAAUUUAAACUAUGCAGUCAAUAUCCUGGACUGUCAGGCAUUUUGAAAUUGCUUUUUUUUUUACUUGAUAUUUUAUAUCUAAUUAGCUGCAAAUGCUAAGUUGGUCCGAAAGGUUGCAGGAUUUUUUUUUAAACAAAAGGUCUGGUUUCUGAUCUAGCUUUAGUUGUACCAGUGUUGAAUCUUGGCUAUAUUGUAUGUGGCUCAGUAAUUUCAUUUUAUGCAUGAUUGGAGAGGAAUUAACCAUCGUGCCCAUUUUACUUUUCUGUAUUAUGAGGAUCCUUUAUUCUCACAGGCAGCUUUGUUCUCUUGCAAUGUCUAUUUACUGGCACCAGAGGUUGUAGUUCCCCAGGAUUUUAAACGAGGCUUGAAUGUCACUUACAUUCAAGUAACAUUGUUGUAUGAACCUCUCACUUUGCCCCUACUUUGUAAUGAUUUUUGAAUGAAUGCAAUCAAAUAAUGAUCCUUUAUCUGAUCUGUACACUUUCCAAAUAAUGGGGUUACUUGAAAAAUCGCAACAGCCUAAAAAUGUGCAGAAAAUGGGCAUAGUUUCAAGCAGAUUGAAUGCUUGUUUGAAUAUGGGGCAGAUGUUACUCUGUUGGAAGCGAAACCUUUCUUAGAAUGUUUGAUUGCUGUCCCUGCCAUUGCCCUUCUCUAAUACCUAAAGGCCACAUGACUUACCCAGUCUGAUGUUUGCAAUGGGACCUUAUAAUACAGUUGAAGUGGUUUGCUGGUGAUGUCAAACAGGCAUUGUUCUGUUGGCUCAUCCUGAGCUAUAUCCUCCAACAGUACUUAAUAAAUAGCACCAGCUAUAGCUUCUCCAUCAUUAACAAAGGUUUUCAACUUUUUCUUUCAAGUUUGAUCCUCAGUGAAUAGUAAGGGUACUGUACAUACAUGUUUAAUGGACUCAUGGUGCAUAUGAUCUUUAAUUAAAGUCAGCCGGUCCACUUAUAAGCUUCUAUGUUUAAGGAAGUUGCAGGCAGGCUAAGCACAACCCCAAUUUUUAUAAUGUGCAGUUUAUACGCCAGUUCUUUAAUCAGGCUAUUGAAUUGCAUUUCAGAUUGUCAGACUUCACACAGCAAUCAAUGAAGCACUUCAAUGCGGCACUAGCUUAUCAGGCAGGAUUAUGCACUGCACGCUUUGUUCAGUUUGUAAGGUGGCGAGAAUCCCAAAUGAGAUGGGUCCUUCAGCUGACUUUAAUUCUUCCAAUGUGCCCCCUAAUGUCUUCACAAUCCCCCCCCCUCCCCAAAUAUACCGCUGGCUUGAGCACCUAGUUGCACUGUAAGUGUUUCCACGGUUUCACCUGCAGCCCUCUACAAGCUGAUAUGAGCAGUAUGAAUUGAAUAUUAAUGUAAAGUUCAAACUCUUUCCUCCUGCUGGGUUUCCUACUACCUAAGACUCCAAUGAGUCAUUUGGAUUUUAUGAUUUAAUCUAUUUAAAGCACUCUCUAAGAUAAGAAUUUAAUCUUUUAAAAAAUUUGCAGUCUGUCAUUUUCCCAGCCACCUGUUUGUUCCUCGACACUGUCUUCAGUGAAUAAUUGAAUACAAAACAGAGCUCAAUCACCGCACCGUGCCGAGUUAGCUGGUUCCUGGUUUUACUUGUGCUAGUGUGAAGUAACCAUAGUCAGGCCAGGAUUCUUGUCCCUUGUUCCUGUCAAGUGACCCCACAGAGAACCAGUGUGCAUGCUAAAAGCAUAUUAGAUAAAUACCGAAUUGAGGUCAAUCGCGAUAUCACUUGUGGGCAAAUAGCCCACAUAAGCUGUAACCCUCAAUUUGGGAGUUCGAUGACAAGUACAUGGUUAGAGGCUUGCAACUGUUUUGACCAAAAUCAGUACCUUAGACCCGUCAUAAAUGUGUGGUACUGGGUUGUUUAGGAAUGAAAUCAGGAAGCAAGCACAAGAUAGUGGAAAUUUGCAAUACAUGUCCUCCCAAAAACCUGUGCAUGGUCAUGGACAGUGGCAGGUGUUAAGCAUGGUGCAUUCAGUGGCAGAAUCGAGUCUAAGGUCAAUGGAAUUUUGUUAGGGCAUGGAUAUAUUUAAGCAAUUCCUACUAUUUAAAUCAAAUGACAAGGACCAAUUUAAAGAGUCCAAUCUAUUGAAGAUAGGUAACGUGCCUGCCAGUUUCAGAGUUUUAACCAAACUGAUUUUAUUUAUGAGAAAUGCAAACUGACUUUAUUUUUGAAAACUAUCAGAUUUUAAUUAAUGUUUGAGGAGAAUGCUAUGUUUUCAUGUACUAAAAAUAAAUGGCUCUUUGUUUGAUUUGAUUGUGCAUGUAAACUGAACAAUUACUGUGGUCUGUCCUUUGAAAUCUGUUAUUUGAUGACACCGAUGGCUUUUUACCAUUAAUGGGAUGUGAGCAUUGCUAACAAUGUCAGUGUGAGUUGCUUUUUAGGGACUAAAUCAGUUUAGCUCUAUCACGGGUGUAUGGAUUUGCAUUCUUCCUUUUGAACCAUGAAAUUGGACUGAAACACGGUGUAAAAAGUGAGGUCUGCAGAUGCUGAAAAUGUGUUGCUGGUUAAAGUGCAGCAGGUCAGGCAGCAUCCAAGGAACAGGA